CCUGACAUGUGACAACUCUUAUUAUAAUUAGGCCUGAAAAUGUUUUUAAAAAAUAAUUAUCAAACAUUUAAUCGCGGUAUAUACACAAAAAUAAGUGCUAAGCCAGCUAAGAGUUUAAAUAUCAAACCUUAUUUACUGCUAACGGUGCCUAUUACAGCGUUUGGGUUGGGAUGUUGGCAAAUAAGAAGAAGAAAAUGGAAAUUAGGAUUGAUACAAGAUUUAAAUAAACGCGUUAAAAGGGAACCAAUUGAAUUUGAAAAAAUAAUAUCAGAAACAUAUAAAUAUCCAGAGUAUACACAUGUAAAAUGCGAGGGUAAAUUUAUAUCAGAUAAGCUAUUAUACUUGGGCCCAAGGAUUUAUAAAGAUCCUAAAAAAAUUUAUCAACAAGAUUAUAGUGGUUCAUUACUUAGUUCUUCAUCAAAAGUUGGUUACCAUCUUAUACAAGCAUUUUCCUUGAAAAAUAAUGCUAACACUUCUAUACUUGUAGAUAGAGGUUGGAUACCAUCAGAAUACAUGAAUAAAAUUCAAUUUGAAAACUCUACAACUGAUAACUAUAUUACUAUAACAGGUUUAUUAAGGAAUCCAGAAGUUUCAUCUGAAAAAAAUAAAAAUAAACUACCCACCCUUUUUCAUAAAAGAGAUACAUACAUGGCAAAAUUAUUAAAUGCUCAACCAAUUUUUGUAGAUUUAGAUUUUGAUGGGGUCUCUCAAACUAAUGCAAGUUCAAAUCCAAAUCCUAUUGGAGGUCAAACUCUUGUAACUUUACGCAAUGAACAUUUAUCAUAUGUGAUUACUUGGUAUGGAUUAACUUUUUUUAGCUCUUUAUUGUGGUAUAAAACUUACAUAAAAUAAUGGCAAUUAUAUUAAGAACAUGUUUGUAAUUAUACUGAAUUUUUUUAAGAGAUGAAAAAUA
This is a messenger RNA of Gordionus sp. m RMFG-2023, 913 nucleotides long. Its product is annotated as surfeit locus protein 1-like. The transcript is spliced from 6 exons. Lineage: Eukaryota; Metazoa; Nematomorpha; Gordioida; Chordodea; Parachordodidae. Bases 40 to 852 code for a protein of 270 amino acids. Gene Ontology annotation, cellular component: membrane; mitochondrion. The record is from RefSeq and is a predicted model, not a curated record. Gene Ontology annotation, biological process: mitochondrial respiratory chain complex IV assembly.